Messenger RNA from Tachyglossus aculeatus (Australian echidna), 1215 nucleotides. Its product is annotated as histone-lysine N-methyltransferase 2B-like. The record is from RefSeq and is a predicted model, not a curated record. The transcript is spliced from 2 exons. Bases 44 to 1162 code for a protein of 372 amino acids. NCBI's taxonomy places the organism in Eukaryota, Metazoa, Chordata, Mammalia, Monotremata, Tachyglossidae.
GCCCAGGGGUGGGGAGAGAGGAGCGGAGGCCGGCGGCGGCGCCAUGGAAUCGGGCCGGUCGGACGACGACGACGCGGCGUCCCCGUGUCCGGGGGCGAGCUCGGACGGGCAGCCCCACGAGCUGGCGGAGCUGGUCCGCGGCCGGGUGCUCCUGGUCGGCGAGCAGUGGGGCCGGGACCUCGGGACCAAGGUGCUGCACGACUUCGCCCGGGAGAUCGGGCCUGACGUCCACGGGGUCCGGGAGCGGGCCGCCGUCUCCCCGUCCGCGGGCACGGCGGUCAGCGGCCACCGGCCCUCCAGCCUCUCGGGAGAGGGCAGCCGGGGCACCAAGCGCAAGGCGGAGGACGGCCCGGAGGCCCGGAGGUCGGAGUCGGAGCCCACGGUGUCCGUGUCCGAGGCGGCCGAGGCCCGCGGCCCCAGGAUGGUCUUCGUCCUGAGCAGGGCCUCGUCGUUGCGCGCCCAGAGGCCUAGUCUGAGGCACAUCCUGAGCCACGUGCAGGCCCGGGCGGACUUCCCGCACACGACGCUCGUCGGGGUGGUGGUGGUGCUGGACGAUCGGGAUCGGGAUCGGGAUCGGGAUCGGGAUCAGGAGGAAGAGGAGGAGGAGGAGGAAGCCCGUCUUGUGCUGUCCGGCCUGCUGGCGUCCGCCUUCCCCGAGGCCGGUCCCCAGCUGCCCACGGCCAUCUUCAGGCCCGGCCGCGCCGCCCGCCUGCUCCCAGGGGCGCUGCCGCAGGGGGCGCCCGAGAGCCCGCCUCCGACGCCCCUCAGCCCCAACGCCAGCGCCCAACAGCUGCCGCUCCCGAGCCCGCCGCCGGAGGCGCUGCCGGACGGGCCGGCGGCGCAGGCGCGGGAGCGGCCGCCCAGCCCGGAAGUGCCGUCGGCGCAGGCGCCCGCCCUGGAAGAGCGGUCGGCGCAGGCGCGGGAGCUGCCGCAAGCCCUGGAAGUGCGGGCGGCGCAGGCGCAGAGCUGGGAGGAGACGCAGGCGGCGAUUUGGGCGGAAGCGCAGGGCGGGCCGGCCCCGCAGCACGCGCCCCCUCCGGACGGCGGCGGAAACCGCCUGCUGGAGGUCAUGUCGUCCAAAGCUGCAGUGCUCACAGCCAUCGGGGCAGCAGCUGUGGCUGCGGGGGCCGCGGGGGCCGCUUACUACUCCAGCGAGCACUAGGGAGACACCGGACCGCCCCCCAACCAGGCCUCUCCCCACCCCCGCCCCUCAGG